Molecule: messenger RNA, 3828 nt
Organism: Rasamsonia emersonii CBS 393.64
Lineage: Eukaryota; Fungi; Ascomycota; Eurotiomycetes; Eurotiales; Trichocomaceae
Product: VPS9 domain protein
Exons: 3
Coding region: 1-3828 (1275 amino acids)
Biological process (GO): early endosome to late endosome transport
Cellular component (GO): early endosome; transport vesicle; plasma membrane
Molecular function (GO): phosphatidylinositol binding; SNARE binding; guanyl-nucleotide exchange factor activity
Source: RefSeq, a predicted model, not a curated record
AUGUAUGCGCUGUAUUCCCUCAUCGUUCUGCUGGUCCCCACCACCGAGUCGCUGAUCGGAUCCCGCGAUCGCGAGUCCAACCUUUACUAUACCGACCUCGUCUCUUCCGAAGAGUUCCUGGGGAGCCAUGUGCUGCGAAUACCGAAUACUACGGGCCCUGCGAACAAGAAGGACACCUCAAAUGUUCGCGACACCCGGGGGAAGGCCAAGCAGGUUACCACUGCCAAUGGGCGAACCGUCAUAAUCAAGGAGAAUUCGGUGUACAGCAACAAAGGCUUUAAGUCGCUGAGCCAAGCCCAGCUCCUCUCCGAUGUUCUCUAUUACACACCAAAUAAUGAAUCACAACCAUGGCUCAUCUACUAUAUUUCCAAGCCCCUGGUGGGUUCCUUCGAUCCUGCAAAGAUCACGCCCGCUGCGGUUCCCGGGAAAAUCCCGCCCCAAAAUGCGUCGAAAACCAACACCCAGGCUGAUGGAGAGACAACCGCGCCUCGCAAAAGGGACAUCAAGACGUUCGGAGAGCUGCUGUCCAACUUUCCCAUGAUUGCGAGACAGAUGCAACCGGGUCUGGAUAGACUCUUUCGGGAGUUUGGCAAAGAACUCGGCAAACCAUUGCCGCCGCCUCCCUCUCAGUUCCCGUUUUCACCAGACAAAUAUGAGGACCCGCAAUUCAAAGACGACGUUGCCCAACAAGAACGGCUUCCUUUUAAUUCUGAGGAAUACUUUGAGGACGAUGAGGAUCUCAUGCGACGAAGUCUGGAGACAGCAGUUACCGCUGCAAUUGAUCUCUUCCGUCAAGUGGACAAACAGCAACUCUCUCUCCUGGGUGCUACCACGGACCUGACUGGUCCUGUGGUGGAGCGGCUUAUCGAACGCUAUGUCGCGGAGCAGGUGCAUGAGUCGCUAUUAUUCCCACGAUUGUGUAACUUUCGCCGAGCGGAAGAUGCCGAACUGGAUGCGCGGAUUCGGCAGAUGGAGAACGUCGAUGUUUCCCAGGUUGGCAUCACCAUUGAAGGAGGCCGUAAAGGCAAACAGGAACUUCUUCAGCGACUUGGGAAGGGCGUAGAAGAAUUUCGAAAAAUGAAUGACGCGAAUUGCCCGCAAGAUAUGUUGGAAGUCCUGCUGGCCACCAUUAAGGUUAUCACGGUUCCAGAAUCCAACGAUGAUGUGAAUGCAUCGACAUCUGAGAAGCAAGCCUCAAAUCUGACUGUCAAUGCGGAUAUGUUGGUGUCACUCCUCCUUAUUGUAGUCAUCAGAUCGCAGAUACGCCACCUUCAAGCGAGGCUCCUAUACAUGCAACAUUUUAUUUAUGUUGACGAUGUCGAGAGUGGCGAGAUGGGCUACGCUUUAAGUACGUUCGAAGCAGUUCUUACCUAUUUGGCGAGAAAUUCGGCCGGACUCAGGAAAGCCAGCGCGCGUAACAAGCGUUUAUGGAACGCGACAAAGAGCGGUAAAAUCUCGGAAAUGAAGGCCGUUUUGGAACCGGAUGGGGAUGAAGAGUCGCUGGACGAUGGGGCCCCCGAACUCGAAAGAGCAGCCACAAUGCCGCAUACGAGCGAGGGGCCCGAAUCUGAGUCUCUGUCCCUUAGAUUUGCAUCAGUUAAUGGGAAUUCGCCGGAGACGCAUGCAGAACAAGCCUCAGACGAGCCAUCUUCAGAGACUCCUUCCUUGGCCCAUGUGUUUCCUUUCCAAAUUUGGACAGAAAAUUCGCCUCAAGAACCUGCACCGCGGCCGCCAAAGAAGGUGUCUAUGGACGUUAGCAGCUUGUCAGGAUCCUCCGCGAUUUCUCAACUUUCUCGGACGACGAUCGGAUCAACCUUGAGCGGGCUAGAAGGUGAUAGCUCAAUUGAGACUCUGACGAAAACGCAGGAUCCUGCUGGCGAUUCCGUACCUAUGAUGGCUGUGGAAAGCCGUCAACCAGAGGCCCUAAAGUAUCUCCUCAGCCUCCGAGAAUAUUAUCCACUAGAGGCUAUCAUCGAAGAUACUAACCGUGAUGGCACUACACUACUCAGUGCUGCUGUCCAGCACGCACACUCUGAAAUAGUGGAUAUCAUCGUUGAUUUUCUCUUUCGAGAAACAGAUGAACCCACCAUUGCUGCCUACCUUUCCAAACCCGACAUUCGAGGACGGACAGUGGCACAUUAUCUCUUUAGUGCGCCUUACUUAAUGUCUAGACUCGGCAAUCUACUACCCUGGCGGCAAAAGGACAAGCACGGCCAGACACCUCUUUUUGCGCUUUGCAGAUCUUAUGAUCAUCCAGACUAUCAGUGCAUGGUGAACGAAGCUCUCACGUCAGCUCAGAAGGCCCAGGGUGAUGGCAAGCCUCUUCGCUUAGAUGAUCAUGUUGAUGCAAAGGGCAACACUCUUCUUCAUAUUGUCAGUGAUCCGCAGAUUACACUCAGGAUUCUCCAAGAGUGUGAUUGCGAUCCAAAUGCGACUAAUGAUAAGAAAUUCACGCCGUUGAUGAUGGCAAGCAAAUAUGGCCGUGUGGAUCAGAUGCGAACACUCUUUGCCGAUCCCAGGGUCGACAUUCAUCUCAAGGAGUCCCGCGGUCUGACUGCGGUCGAGCUUGCUAAAGACGAUGAAGUCCGCAACCGGAUCGACGAUCUGAUCCUCUUCUUGAAACCUCCUUCAACACCCAAUGACCACUCAGGUCGCAUUACGACUGUUGUCCGUUCCUUCUUCGUGGAGGACGCCACAGUGCGUUUCAUAUUGAAAUCCGGGGCUCCCGUACCACCUACGGAUGCAAAUGCAGCGUCCGACGGCACCUACGCAGUUACCACUUGUCGACGUACCUUUGAAGACUUUGAGAAUCUAGCGAAAUGGCUGUCAGUUGAGCAUCCUGCUUCUUAUAUGCCCAGUAUAUCUGAGGCUCGAAACCCGUUUCAGAUCCAUUCGAAACCAUCGCGUGCCGUCCUGCAUGACAUGCAAGAAAACCUUGACCAGUUUCUGAAGAUCCUCCUGGCACACCCGACGUUUGCGACGCACGAGAUGCUCUGGGAAUUUUUCCUCGUACCGGAACUGCAACCGGAGAUGAUGGCGGAUCGAUCUCGUCGGAAGGCAUCGGUUCUUUACGAGUCCAUCUACGACGACUAUGAACCAGUGACUCCGGAAGGAAUCAAAGAUACGGAGCAAUUUGUUUCGCAUGCUCAAGACAUGGUUCGUGCCGUUCACGCCAAUACGCGAAGUGUGAUCCGGCGGGGGCAUGCCUUGCAACAUGCAGCAUCGGAUUUGGGGGAUGCCGCGAUGCUCUGCGCGUCGGUGGUCUCGACACUGCAGGAGCCCACAGAUGCCCUUCCGGCAGCAUAUGUUGAUGCAUUCUCUCGCUAUGCGGCCGCACUAUCCACGUCUUCCUCGGACUCGUCCCCGCUCAUCCAAUUCCUCUCGACUAUGAACGCGGUGCAGAGUACGACGGCGGCGAUUCUGGAUUCGCUCGCGCGUCCCACAAGACUCAUCUACACUCUGGGAUCUACCAACCGCAACCUUUCACGCUCACGAUCCUCGCUGAUCUCCUCGUCCAUGCCUCGAAAAUUCAACCUGAACCUUCCCGUGCUUGAAGAGUCCAGACAGAAGACGGUGCGUGAGCUGGAGCAGAAAAUCAAGGAGACCGAAGCCCAAGCCGCGCGACUGUCGCGGGAGAUCUCAUGGAACAAGGACGUCGUAGUCGGCGAGCUGGCCGGAUGGACGUCGUGGCGGGAGAAAGUGGGGAGAGACGCGAUCCGGUCAUUCGCGAAGGCGACCCUGGUGGCAGAACGAGAACGUGGUCGGCGGCUAGAACGGUGUCUGAGAAGCAUCAAAGAGCUAUCGACCCAGGCGCCGAAACCGUAUUAA